This is a messenger RNA of Racocetra fulgida, 627 nucleotides long. The record is from the annotation of a GenBank genome assembly. Lineage: Eukaryota; Fungi; Glomeromycota; Glomeromycetes; Diversisporales; Gigasporaceae.
CUUAAUGAAAAACAACCAGGCUUUCAAUGUAAUUCGGGUAGUAAAUUUAGUGAUAUAGAAGAAACCUCAAGCGUGACAAUUACUAGUUUAUAUAAUCAUCUUUUUUCAAACUCAAAUACUAGAUUUUCUGGACCAUAUAUUCUAGGUUGGGACAAUAAAGAUUUAUUAGACGCUUCUCUUAAAGGAGUAGAGUUUCGACCAUUUGCAUUUAAAGUAGGAAAAUAUCUAAUUCAAAUAAUUAGUAUAGGAAUUGAAAGUAAUUCAGAUUUAAUGGGUGCAGGCAUUGGAUAUAUGUCAUCAUUUAUAGGCGAAUAUAAUAAAAAACAGGCUUCAUUUAUUCAAACAGUAGAACCAAAUUAUCUAUAUCAAAUUGCUAUAUAUCAAUCUAAUCAAGAUCCAAUAUUAAUCUUAGGCACAAGCCCAAAUAAUGUAUGGAAAAAGACAGGACUUUUUAAGAAAUUUUGUGGAACACAACUUUUUGGAUUAGAAAAUUCGCUAACACAAAAAGAAAUUUCUACUCAAAAAAUUUCUAAAUGUACACCAGUUUCAUGGAACAAUGAAGCAAUUAUAAAUAAUAUUUUCAAUUAUCAUCUAAAAAAGCGAACUAUAGCAAAUAUCAAUUGGUGA